This is a messenger RNA of Phytophthora infestans T30-4, 357 nucleotides long. RefSeq lists its product as uncharacterized. NCBI's taxonomy places the organism in Eukaryota, Oomycota, Peronosporomycetes, Peronosporales, Peronosporaceae. The transcript is spliced from 3 exons. Bases 1 to 357 code for a protein of 118 amino acids. The record is from RefSeq and is a predicted model, not a curated record.
AUGCGAGUACUGCAGGUCCAGAGCCAAUACUUCACCGCUGAAGUUCAAGAACCUCUGACCGUUGACGACAUCAGUAGCAGGAACCUCCUACGAGUUCAGAGUUUCUCUCAGACUACAGAAGGGAGUUUUGAACACUGGCAAAGGUACGUGGCAGACGAGUGCAACGUCGGGUUUGAUCGGUACACACAGCUUCCAUUCUUCCUGACAGUGUGGAUCGAUGAGAAGGCGGAGCAUGCUCGCUUGAUGCUCUUCUCGGAUCACUAUAUGUCGGACGGGUAUUCGGAAUUUCCAUUGCGCCCUUCCUUCUACGAUAUGUGGCUGUCCAAGAAGCCACUACAAUCUACUGGAGCGAGAUGA